GAUCCAUUUUAUGGACACGAAGAUACUGCCAAGAUGUCGGCAGCAUUCAUCUCGCACCUUUUUGCGUGCCCCGACCUCCCUCCCCCCUCCAACGCUGUCACUUCCACGGGCGCUCCUAUCCCCUCCCCCAAACUGGCCAACUUUGUAGCCUAUGCUCUUCACCGCACCCGUCUCCCUUCCAGCGUCACUUUCGCCUCCCUCUUUCUGCUACAGCGUCUCAAGGCUCGUUUCCCAGCCGCCCGUGGAUCCUCUGGCCACCGUUUGUUCAUAUCGGCAUUCAUGAUCGCUUCCAAGGUCAUAUGCGAUGACACCUACUCUAAUAAGUCAUGGUGCGUGGUAGGACAGGGUAUGUUUUCUCUCAGGGAGAUCAACCAGAUGGAGAGGGAGAUGUGUGGAUACCUCGAUUGGCAGUUGAACGUUCCCCAAACCGACCUCGAACAGUUUACGAACAAGGUCCAGGGUGAAUUCGCAUCGUCGCACAAGUCGACCGUGUUCGUCACUGUCCCCUUCUACCAGCAGCGUCCGCCUUUCAAGGGUGCCUCCUCGGAUUCGCCGCCAGACGGUCCCGGUUCUCCAUCUCACUCCGACACAUCUUCCCCCGCAUCCACUUCCCCUGCGACGCCAUCUAACAGUGAGGACUCGGCGCCUCAUGUUGUUGUCGGUAGCCAUCCGCAUGGGAUACCGAAGACUAUGGCCACUGGCGGUGUUGUGGAGAAGGGACACAUUGACACUUCCUCCUCGAGCAACUACGCUUUCGCUGCCCCCGCGGUUUGGUAG
Cantharellus anzutake is the source of this 777-nucleotide messenger RNA. RefSeq lists its product as uncharacterized. Gene Ontology annotation, molecular function: cyclin-dependent protein serine/threonine kinase regulator activity; protein kinase binding. Gene Ontology annotation, biological process: regulation of cyclin-dependent protein serine/threonine kinase activity. The record is from RefSeq and is a predicted model, not a curated record. Lineage: Eukaryota; Fungi; Basidiomycota; Agaricomycetes; Cantharellales; Hydnaceae. The transcript has 2 exons. Gene Ontology annotation, cellular component: nucleus; cyclin-dependent protein kinase holoenzyme complex. The annotation marks the transcript as partial.